Carassius auratus (goldfish) is the source of this 1258-nucleotide messenger RNA. Its product is annotated as RING finger protein 122-like. The transcript has 5 exons. Gene Ontology annotation, cellular component: endomembrane system. Gene Ontology annotation, molecular function: ubiquitin protein ligase activity; zinc ion binding. Bases 164 to 562 code for a protein of 132 amino acids. Gene Ontology annotation, biological process: proteasome-mediated ubiquitin-dependent protein catabolic process. The record is from RefSeq and is a predicted model, not a curated record. NCBI's taxonomy places the organism in Eukaryota, Metazoa, Chordata, Actinopteri, Cypriniformes, Cyprinidae.
AAAAAAAGGAUGAGCAAAAAAAGAAAUCCUAAGCAGUCUUGAGCUCUCCUGACUCUCACCAUAAACACUAACAAACACUAUUGACAAAAAUCAUGCUUUUGUUUGUUCUCUUGCAGCAUGCCUAUGUGACUCAGAUUAACAGAUUACAGAAAAGUUCUGCAAAAUGACCACAGACAUCAGCGGUCGUCUUCCUCUCAAUGUCUAUGUCAUCAUUCUUGGGAUAGGCCUCUUCAUCUUCAUGUUGAGCAUGAUCUUCUGUUGCUACCUGUUCAGAUUGAGGCGACAGAGCACACAAGAACAAUAUGGAUAUAAUGAGGUCAUUCUAAAAGGUCCAGGGAAAAAACUGAGUCUUCUUGGACAGACCUGUGCAGUUUGCUUGGAAGAGUUUCGGAGCCGGGAUGAACUGGGGGUUUGCCCUUGUUCUCAUGCGUUUCACAAAAAGUGUCUGGUGAAGUGGCUGGAAAUUCGCAGUGUUUGCCCCAUGUGCAACAAGCCCAUCUGCAGGCUCCAGCCAGAUCCUCAGCAGGGGGCCGAGGGGCCCCAGAACCCCCUGGAGGUGUGACAGAAGAGGGACGUCACUGCUCAGAGAUAGGCAGGCUCUCACACACCUAAGAACAGCGUUAAAAAACACCACAAUACUGGGGCGGGCAGGUGGGCAGACUAGUCCCAAAUACACAACAAUCGCCCCUGCCCACCAAUCACCAGAUUUCUCCUGGAUAUGUAGAUGGGGGGAGGGAGGGAAAGUGGGAUUUUCCCAGUGCAACUGAAUUGAUGUGCCGUAUUCUUGGCCAUAAUGUAGCUUGCAGCAAGAUAAAUUGAUGCCUUGUGGACUCCAAACAGACAAAUAUUCAGACCAGGACAGAUGCACAAAACAUGAGGUCUGUGGAAUGUCACUGUGGAAUAUGCGUGAAGUUAAAGAAGUCCUCCUCUAACAGAGACUGUCGUGUUUAGGAAGGCCAAGAUACAGAAUCCAAAGUGAGGAGCAGCUCAGUGACCUAAAGUCCUGACCUUAGGCAUCAGUAAGCUCAUCGGAUUUUACUCUUGCCAAUAUUUUGACAUUUGACACUCAUAAAUGUGUUUGCUUAGAGUCAGGGAAGUGUUCUGAGUGCUAAAGGGAACUCAUGGUCUUAAUGAGAACCCAUGCUGUAAUUCAGAAGCCUCCGAGUCAGACUGGAUGAAAUUUGGCCUAAUUUAAGUUAAGGUGGAUGUUUUGUACUGUACAUUGUUAUCAAUAAAAUGUAAAGUUUCUGUGAUGGAA